Molecule: messenger RNA, 655 nt
Organism: Prorocentrum cordatum
Lineage: Eukaryota; Dinophyceae; Prorocentrales; Prorocentraceae
Source: the annotation of a GenBank genome assembly
GCGGCUGGACGACCAGGCGAGCGACGCCUUCCGGGACCGGGCCGGGCUCCUGCUGUCGCGGAGGGCGGCGGCGGGCCUGCGGCUGCAGGACCCCCGCGCCGCGCUGCGCGACGCGCUGGCCUCCCUGGACCUGGUGAGGUGGCUCGACGACGCGCUGACCGCCUGGGAGGCCUGGCGCCAGGCCGGCGGCGACCUGGCGCUGCCAGAGCCCAGGCACCUGCCCGCGGACAGGUACCUCGGGGGCCUCGACGAGGAGGCUCGCGAGGAGGUCCUCAAGGCCUACCUGCCGGAGGAGUUCCGGCCGCAGGGCGGCACGGGGGUCAUCCACGACCCCAGGGAGUGCCUGCAGCUGAUGCACAAGUGGGAGGAGGUGCUCCAGGGCGAGGGCUUCCAGCAGAAGAAGGGGCUCCUGUGGGGCGACCGCAGCCUCUCGUACCCUGUGCUCAUGGUGAGGACGAGGGAGCUCGUGGCUGAGUCCCUAGAUCCCGUCCUCCGCCCCAUGGGCUUCGCACCAGGGAAGCCGGGGCUCACGCGAGCGAUCCGGCAGAUGCAGGUGCUCGUGGGCGGAAGACGCCCCCCUGUGCCAACACGACUGUAUGCCCUGUCCUGCUCGACGCCCGUUGCCAUUUGGGCUCAGGCGCUCGGCCGUCUCUGA